Messenger RNA from Tilletiaria anomala UBC 951, 1108 nucleotides. RefSeq lists its product as uncharacterized. The transcript has 2 exons. The record is from RefSeq and is a predicted model, not a curated record. NCBI's taxonomy places the organism in Eukaryota, Fungi, Basidiomycota, Exobasidiomycetes, Georgefischeriales, Tilletiariaceae. The coding region runs from base 300 to 971 and encodes 223 amino acids.
GUGCCACUGCACCUCUGCGCAUUGGUUUGCCGUCAGUGCCGACGGCCGAAACAGGAGGAUGAGAGGAAGCUGUGUGCUGCGGACGAUGAGAUCUGAAGGGAUCUAUCUGUGGAUUGGGAUGGCAGCGCCGUGGCUCGAGCGUGAAAGUUUCAAGAUUAGAGGGUGGAUAGAUAAUACGGAGGAUAUAUAGAGCAGCAGCAACGAAUCUAUUCUUUCCCUUCGGCUACUCCCUGCAUCUAUCAUACUCGUCAGCACCCCACAACACACAGUCUGACAGAUUCGUUUACUCACAGACAAAUAUGUCCAACACAGCACAAAACGUUGCCGACGCGGCCAAGGACAACGCCAACAAGGCCUCGGACCUCCCCUCACAGGUGCACAAGGAUGCCAACUCGCUCGUCGAGCAGGCCACCCACCUUGUUGGCGACACGCUCACUUACGCCAAGGACACCGUCAGCUCUGCCCUCGGACACGGCAAGAGCCGCGCAAAGGACGCACAGAAACAGGCGGGCCAUGCCGCUGACGAGGCCAGCGACAUUGCCAACAAGGCCAGCAAGGAGGGCCAGCAAUCCGCCGAGCAGGCGCAAAAGACGCUAUCUGACCUGGUCAACCAGUCGCGGCAGCUCGCCGACGACGCGCUCAGCAAGGUGAACGAGUACGUCAAGCCGCAGCAGACAGUGGAGAAUGCGCAGCAGCAGGCGUCCGGUAUCGUGAACCAGGCGCGCGGGCUCGCUGCCAGCGCAAUCGAGACCGCACAGUCGUACAUUCAAAUCGGCGAGCAGAAGGUCUCGCAGCUCGCCGACUCGGCCAAGGACGCCGCGGGCAGCGCGCAGCGGCAGGCCAGCAGUAGCGUAGAGCAGGCGCAGAAGCAGGCCACCAGCGCCGCGCAGAAGACGCAGGACGCCGCUAGCGACCUCGCCGGCCAGGCGCAGCAGGCUGGCGAGGAUGUGCAAAAGAAGCUCAAGGCGUGAAGACGCUACGGAUCGCAUGCUCGCCCAUACUCCCCUUGUAAGAAGAUGCACGUCGUAACAUCCACUCUGUAACUACCUUGCUUGGCUUCUAUGCUGCAAAAACGAUACCUCCACGCAAUUACAACGCAAAAGGUGAC